AUGGGCAAAAAAAAGCAUAAUUUCCAAGAAUUUUUUCAUUUAGUUGCAUCCGACAAUCCAAAAGUGAACAAAAAGGCUGUUUGUCUUUCAUGUAUGCGAAAAUAUACCUUACCUGUUGCUCUCAUGAAGCCUGAAUGUUCUGUUUCUAACAAGGCAAAAUUAUGUUGGGGUCACCUUCGAAAUUAUUCUAAUAAAAAAGAAAAAACUACCAAAAAUGAUUCCGAAUCUGAAGAUGAGAGUUCUGAAACAUUGGUGCCCACUUUAUCAUCUACUAACAAACCUGCUUUGAAAACGACAAAGCAAGCAACUUUUGAACAUUAUGUUGCAUGUUCAUUAUCUGAGAAAGACAAGCUGCAUUUUGAAAACUUGGUAUUGCGUAUGGUUGUGUCAAAUGGUCUUCCUUUUACCUUUACAGAGAAUCAAGAAACAAGAGAUGUUUUCAAUUUUAUUAUUCCAACCUUAAAACUACCUAACCGACAAGCGAUAAGUGAUCGAAUACUUCCAAAAAUUUCUAAAACUUUGACAGAAGAAAUUUUGCAAAAAGUGUGCGCAGAUAAAAUCGGCAUAACUGCAGCCUUUGAUGGCUGGAUGAAUAUUAAACGAGAGCAUAUUUUUGGUGUUGUUUUAAUUACGUCUCAGGAGAAACCUUUAAUUUGGAAUGCAUGCGAUAUAAGCAACCAACGUUCAAGAACUGAAAAUGCGAAACUUCUAAUUAAAAAUAUAAUGGAUGAUGUGAAUGAAAAAGGCAUAAAAAUUAAUUGUUAUGUAUCAGACUCUUCUGGUGAAUAUGCAGCUGCAAGACAACAUCCUGAUAAAGUUUUUUUACCAUGCAUGGCACAUCAAGUUAACUUGGUUAUGGGUGAUAUUUUUAAAGAGUCUAAUGUAUACAAACGAGUAUUAACAAAUGCAAUACGUAUUGUAAAUUUUUUUCAUGCAUCAUCAUAUUUUACUGGAUUAUUACGAGAUGAGCAAAUGUCAUGUUACAAACGAACUAUUUCCCUUGUCACUCCAGCUGAAACACGUUGGAACAGUUUUUAUUUUUGUUUUCAUUCAGUUUUAAAAACUAAAGCUGCACUUAAAACAUUGGCCACAAAGUUUUCACCUUCAAGAAUUGGAUCGACUAGCACUUCUCGAAGUGGAUUUUCACGACAACGAUUUAUUUCAGAAAAUGUGGACACAAGCAAGACACUUCCGCAUGAUAUUAUAUCAAUUGUACAAGAUUCUAAUUUUUGGAACCAACUUUAUGAACUUCAAGAUUUGUUAUUUCCUAUAUGCUGCAUACUUAAUAAACUUCAAAAAGAUGUUGCAAGGCUACAUGAAAUCGCUCACUGCUUUGGAUGGCUUGUCAACAUUUUUGCAAACCAUAAAGACGUACAUUUUUCUGAUCAUAUGGUAGCACAUUUAGAGAAUUGGUGGGCUCAGUGGGAACAACCUUUACUUCUACUAUCAAUUAUUUUGCACUCAAAAUAUCGGCUUUCUAUGUUUUCUUCUAAUAUUUCUAACCUUUCUUAUACACAUUUCGCUCAAUGGUUAAACUAUUACUAUUACAUAUGGUUCGGAAAAGUACCAACGCGCAUUUUACGUGAAUUUUUAUCAUAUCAGAGAGAAGAAUUUCCCUUUAAUAAAGAAUCAUACAAUCAAUUUAAUGAAAAGAUUGUUGAUUUUUGGGAUAUGGCAAAAGGAGUAACACCAGAAUUAGCUCGAUUGGCAUUACAACUAUUUGGUAUAUGUGUUAAUUCAGCUUCGGUUGAACGAUUAUGGUCUACUAUGGUAUUUGCGAUGAGUCAAUUACGAAGUGACAUAUUAAUCAGGCAAAAAUGUAAAGAAAUUGAAACAGCCGAACAACAAUAUAAACAAACUAAUAUUGCAGCACCAAUUCAACCUUAUGAUAAUGAUGAAAAUAGAACUCAGGAAAUGGUAGAAUCUUCACCUUUUACAAGCGACAAUGAAAUUAAUCUAUCAACUCCUAAUAGCCCAUCAGCCGAACUGAGUGAAUUUCUUGAAACACCUGAAGAUAUAGUUGAUGAAGAAAAAAUGUUAGAUAUUGAGGAUCGUCUGGACAGCGGGAAAACUAUAAAUAAUGAAAUACUUGAAUUUGAAUUUGAAGUCAACAGAUGUAUUAACCAUCCAGCUGAUGAUCCACUGGCAAAAUGGAAUUUAUUAGGAUUAUUUAAUGAUUCAUUAGAUGCUCCUAUUUCUUUU
Molecule: messenger RNA, 2202 nt
Organism: Cetraspora pellucida
Lineage: Eukaryota; Fungi; Glomeromycota; Glomeromycetes; Diversisporales; Gigasporaceae
Source: the annotation of a GenBank genome assembly